Messenger RNA from Nestor notabilis (Kea), 689 nucleotides. RefSeq names its product sodium-independent sulfate anion transporter-like. Gene Ontology annotation, cellular component: membrane. The annotation marks the transcript as partial. Gene Ontology annotation, biological process: transmembrane transport. The record is from RefSeq and is a predicted model, not a curated record. Lineage: Eukaryota; Metazoa; Chordata; Aves; Psittaciformes; Psittacidae. The transcript is spliced from 6 exons. Gene Ontology annotation, molecular function: sulfate transmembrane transporter activity.
GCGCCCUGGUGCUGCUCUCGCUGGCGUACCUCACCUCGCUCUUCUACUACAUCCCCAAAGCGGCUCUGGCCGCCGUCAUCAUCUCAGCUGUGGUGCCCAUGUUUGACGCUGGGAUCUUCAGGACGCUCUGGCGGGUUAAGAGGCUGGACCUUGUGCCCCUCUGCGUGACGUUCCUGCUCUGCUUCUGGGAGAUCCAGUACGGCAUCAUGGCUGGGAUGCUGGUCUCAGGGAUUCUCCUGCUAUACUCCAUUGCCAGGCCCCCAAUAAAGGUGUCGGAUGGGGACAUGCUUCUUGUGCAGCCAUGGAGCAGCCUGCACUUCCCUGCUGUUGAGUGCCUCCGGGAUGCUGUGUGCAGCCAUGCUCUCACAGCAUCUCCACCGCGCUCCAUCAUCCUGGACUGUUGCCACAUCAGCAGCAUCGAUUACACGGUGGUGGCGGGGCUGGCAGAGCUGCUGCAGGAGCUGCACAAGCACGGCCUCUCGCUGGCCUUCUGCAGCCUGCAGGACCCUGUUCUCCAAGUCCUGCUGUCCGCAGACUUACAAGGAUUCCAGCAUUUCCCCAGCCGGGAGGAGGCAGAGCGGUGCGGAGGAGCGGAGCUGGGGGGCAGCGGGGCAGCCCCCAUCGCCAGUGCCAGCACCAGCCUCAGCACCAGCCAGAGCUCGCUGCUGCCUGUGGGGCUCCUCCGCUGA